This is a messenger RNA of Prorocentrum cordatum, 3639 nucleotides long. The record is from the annotation of a GenBank genome assembly. Lineage: Eukaryota; Dinophyceae; Prorocentrales; Prorocentraceae.
GGAAACUGAAAAACUUAAACCACACAUGGGGAUGCAUGCGGCUCAAGGAGAAACAACGUAGGACGAUGAGCAGCCUAAUUGGGCGUGCAUGCGUCGAUCCAGUUCCAGUCUGACCGGCGAAUCCACGCUUUCAGGGCCGCCAAAUCGGCAGAUUUGUAAACCCGGACAGGGCGCGACUGCUCUUCGACUGCAAGAGGCGGGAGAACAACGCUACCAAGCGCAGCAUUGCGAUCCGCUAACUCGGCCGAAACUUCUGCAGACAUUAAAUCCGGCAUGUAAUGUUAAAUCUAACAAAUGCUUCUGACGAGUCGGUGGAGAGCGAGAAGGCUGAGACUCGCCAUGUUUCGACAAGCCCUCUUUGACAUCCAUACUCUGCAGUGCGUUCCAGUGGGGAUGCAAUCUCCAGAGGUGGUGCAGUCUCCAGCCGUGGUGCAAUCUCCAGAGAUCCGUGUGCUAGAGGCUCUGGGUGUGAUGACUGAGUCAUUCGACGGAGUCGCUAAACCCGAUGGGCCAAAUGAUCGUGGGAAAGCUUUCUCGUCUUAUUCUGUUGCUUAUUCUCCAGAUGCGGUGCAGUCUCCAGAUGGUGUGCUGGGUUCUGUUUCUUUUCUUCCUGGUGUUCAGAAUGAGGAGCUGCAGGACGAGGAGUUGCAGAAUGAGGAUUUACAGAGUGAGGAGGUGCUGAAUGAGCAGUUGCAUUAUUCUCAGCAUAUUGUUUCUUUGGAUUCCAGCUCUGAAGUUUGCCACGCUUCAUCUCCGGACGCUCUGUCGGAUUGUCUUGGGAAGGCUGGGCAGGAAGAUCUUAAGGUGUGGAAGGAGGUGGAGGAGGUGGUUUCUGUUUCUGUUGAUCCAGGUGUUCUGAAAGAGGAGUUGCAUGAUGAGGAGUUGCAGGGUGAGGAGUUGCAGAAUGAGGAGUUGCGGAAUGAGCAGUUGCAUUAUUCUCAUCAUAAAGAUGCUAUGGCUGCACACCCUGGGAGUUCCACGACUGGGAGUUUAUCUAAUGCAGUUGUGAGUUCAGCAGUGACGGAGGACGAGGAGAAACGGGACCAUGCAGAUUACUUGUAUCAGUUGGCGUGCAAUUUAAGGAGCAGGAAAUACUGUUUCCGCAAGUCUGGCUGGGUAAAGCUCGUUCACUCUUUCACGGCUGCCACGCUGUAUCGCCUUAUGGCCUCGGGUGCCGAGGAAAAGGCUGUGUUGCUUGAGUCGCUUCUUUGGGAUCGCGCGAGACCUGGUCCGAUAGCCAACUUGACCCAUCUGUCGACGGAUAUCAGAGUCUUUAUGCACCACAGACUCGUUCCCAAAAGCGUUACGAAAGCUAUGUACGACGUGUUGGAAUUUCAGGAUGAAUGGAUGCGUCGCAAAGUAAUGAACUACCGCGAGUUGGCGGCCAAGGUCGGACACCCAAUUGAUUGAGUGAUUGAGUGAUUGCACAUGCUUCUGUUUGUGUUUCUCCCCCACUCUUCCCCGCUGUUUUGCCCCUGGGUUCGCUUUGGCUCUUUGGGCUUCUCCCGCUCUCCCGCUGGCUUUCCUUCGCUCUCCGCUGGCAGGUCUCAUAAGUGGAUUUGUUAUUCUCUAGUCUUUGAACGUGACUUUCCGUGAUUUGUCACGUGGUGCCUCAAAGUAGGCCUUUGCUUUUAUUUUCAGUGGUGCUGAGACGGUAAUCGCUAUAUGUGGUUACUGCAUGGUCUCGCGCCGCUUUGCUUCCCUCUUUCUAUUUUUUUUUUGUCUUUUCGUGUAUUGGCAGUCUUGUGCAUAUCUGUACAGCUUAGCUGUUUGAUGCACCUCUGCUUUGAUCUUUGCAGCUUCGCUGUCUUCCUGUACAGCUUCGCUGUUUAGGUUCUUUGUGUUUAGGCCUGCUCCCAUGGGAGCUCGAACCGGCCUUCGCAAAAUACGCAAAAGACCAGGUUGACGGUUCACCGCCGGCGCCAUAUAUACCUCGUAGAGCUCUUCGUCAUCGAUGAGCUAGAGGAAUUCCGGCGCGGGGUGGAGCUAGUUGGUCGACCCGGCCAGAAAGGACAAUGUGUUAACUUUGGGUCAGUUUUGCGAAUAUUUGAAAGAUAUUUGACAAUUCACUUUGAGAAACCAGAUUUUUCGCACCUGUAGUGGGUUAUGCCGCGUCUGCCAGUCAAUUUCGCAGGUCCGUAGGUGCAGUAUUACUAUCAAAACACUUGGCGGAACCGUCUUUGGAUAAAAACAUAAAACGUGUUUUUUCGAGUUUUUCGGGUCUUGCUCCAGACGCUUCCUUCAUGUGUACCGAGGAGCGCCGUGCGAGAAAAGAGCUCUACGAGGGUCGCGGCGGUAACCUGGUUGCCUCCCUCCUCAGGGGUCUGGCGGCUGGGGGCUCCCGUUUGGGGCUCUCGUCUAGAGCGGCAUUUUGCCGUGCUGCUUUGUUUGGUUCUCAUUACCGUACACGGCCUGUGUAUCGUACGUGCUCAUUGAUUGUCGGCGAGCAGAUCCAUUGAUUGUCAAAGUACACACUUCAUUGACUGUCAGGGUACACGCUUCAUUGAUUGACGGUGUGCACGUUCAUUGAUUGUCGGAGUACACAUCAUUGAUUGCCGGAGUUUGCAUUCAUUGCGGUCGGAGUACACAUUCAUUGACUGUCGGAGUACAUCUUCACUGAGAGGCUGCACUUUGUUUGUAUUCUUUCAUUGUUUGUCUGAGUACACACUUCAUUGACUGUCGGAGUACAUCUUCAUUGAGAGGCUGCACUUUGUAUUCUUUCAUUGUUUGUUUGAGUACACACUUCAUUGACUGUUGCAGUACACGGUUUAUUGAUUGUCGGGGUACGCAUUCAUUUAUUGUGGGAGUACAUACUCAUUGAUUGUCGGAAUACACUUCAUUGACGGUGGGAGUACACAUCCACCGACUGUCGGAGUACACUUUCAUUGACUGUUUGGAGUUCGUAUUUAUUGAUUGUCAGAGUGCGCGUUUCAUUGCCUGCUUCAGUGUGCACGUCCAUCACGGCGUGGGAUUCACAAACCAGCCCCUCGUGGGAAAGUCGAAGGCUGCCUCCGAGUGUUGAGUCGAGUGAUUUCGGUUACCCACCAUCAGUUGCAAAGGGGGGGGUCGAGUGAUGUGGCGAUGGCAGAGACUGAGACUGGACGUAAACGGAUGAGGGAGGAGGAGCAGUCGGGAUCAGCAAAUCUGUUGAGUGAGCUUCAGAGAAUGAUGGCACAACAAGCGCAGAGUGUGACGGCGGCCGUUCUCACAGCAGUUGACGGGAAAAUCGAGACGGUCAAAACGGCAAUUACAGCGGUUGACAAUAAGGUUGAUGCCGUCCAAAAAUCUUUCAAUCAGGAUAUGCAGGCUCUCUCACGUAGGCAAGCUGAUCUGGGGACUAAGUUUCUGAAUCGUAUUGUUGGCAGCGACGGGGCGGCAUCGGAGACGCCCACUAGAGCGCCAGCGGCUUUAAACCAGGGGUCAGGCAUAGCUCCAGGGCGUUUCAACUUUCAGUGGGGGCCAAGUUUUGUUGAGUGCAAAAGGUGGAUUACUGAUGGGAGCAACCAUGGGUUGAGAUCCCGUCAGAUGAUGGCACAGGAUGUCCUGAUGACCCUGAUCAACUCAAUGAAACAAAGCAUCAUUCAGUCGGGAGAGUGGUGCAAGUGCAUCGACGAGGAGGCGACGACGAACGCAAACUCG